AUGAAACGAAAGAUGCCGCAGCUAUUAGGUUAAUCAAUGAAAAAAAGCAUUCAUAGCUCUAGUGGCAGUAUACAAGUGCCAAGAGGUUCAAGAGCAAGCACUAUCAAAACACUAGUAAGGAAAAAAACCACUAAAAUCAACUUUGAAGAGGUAAUGACUCAAAUGGAGAAAAAGAACUCAGCUAACUUCUUCGAUAAUCUUCCAACGAUAUCAUACUCGCCAAGAGCUCCUGGAUGGAAUGACAUAUUUAAAGGGCUGCUCUCUCCUAAUGCUAAAUAGUAUAAAAACUAUUUGAAGCCUAUUAUUGAGAAGCUAAAAGAUGAUAAGAGAGAAAAAGUUGUAGUAUAAGAGAUACCUACUCCUUAAGAAGAGGAGGAGGAAGAAGUAGAAGUAGAAGAAGAGGAGGAGAAUAAGUCAGAUAGCUAUUCAAAUGAAUCAAAGAAAAAGAUUAAUUCAUUAAAACUUGAAGAACCCUCAUCAAAUACUUAAUAACUAACUAUUAAAAAAGAUAAGGGAUUAUCAAGAUCACUCGAUAUAGACCCAAAUUACGCAAAAUCUAAGUACUUCAUUAAAAUGAUUCUAACAGAUACUCACAUCAAAUCUUAAAUGAUUAAGGAGUUUAAGGUAAGGAGAAAGAGUUGCUGUUGCAAGGAUUGUAAAGUAAGAGCAAUAAAAGGAGCAGAACUUAAAGAUCCUCUCUCAGCACACCUCCAUGCGGAUGAAAUAAAAGUUAAUCAUAAUAUACUUGAGAAGUUUAGAAGAAAUGUUAUACUAGCAUUGCAGCAAAAAAGACUAUAAGAUGAGAUAGAACUUAGAGCAAUGCUUGCUGCAAAACAAAAGAAAAAGUUAUCCUAACCAGGAUUAAAUCUACUUAGAAGCAAGACUUAAUCCAAAAUAAAUAUUAUGUCGAGAUCUGCCACUAAGAAAAAUAUGUCACCAAUUAAAGAGUCUUUUAAUCCAUUUUCUUGCAAUAAUGGCGAAUCAAAAAUAUCUCUAUUUGCUAUUCCCAAAAAGAAUGAUAUAAAAUAGAAAAAUGUGAUUAUAGAGAAGGAAUCCUUCAGUGAUAGCAUUAGGACAAUGACAAAUGCUGAAGAUUCCAAAGCUAUGAAUACAAAGCGCGAUAAUGCAAAUAAGUUAGAAGAGGAGUAAUUAGAUGAUAAAAGGAUGGAAUAAAUAAAGUAGAAUUAGGUUUUAGUUACUGAUUUCAACCUUAAUGUUGGUAGUCCAAAAAAUCAAUAUAAUAUCGACAACAACAGUGUCAGUCCAAAAAAUGGAGCACUCACAUUCAAUCAUUAGGCUAGCAAAUUAAGUAAAAAUGCUGGGUCUAGAAGAGGUAGUGUAAGAAAAGCCUCGUUUUCCUUCUUUGGGCAAUUAAAUAUAAAUACAAAACCUUAAACUGAUAUGCUAUAAUCUGCUGCCACACAAGCACUAAUUGUAAACAAUCCAGAUGAGGAACUUACAGAGGAGCAAGAAAGACUUGCAAAGAGAGUAUUAAAGUUUUUUUAUUCGUAAAAAACUAUGGUCAAAUAUUAGAGAACUGAUUACUUUGAAGAGGAUAAAUCAUAACUUACCACUGAUAAAUCAGAAUCUGGAAAAGAAUCUCCAAAGAAACCUCACAUGCUUUUCAGCAUAAUAAACAAGCAUAAUUAGUUUAUGGACUAAAGACUAUAAAAUUUUGAGUAGCAAAGUAGAAAUAGGUUUUUUGGAAAGAGAAAUUCAAAUGAUUAGAAAAACGAUUAAUAGUAGGACCUAAGAACUCCACAAACUUGUGAAUCCUUACAUUACCAAUCUGUCAAAUUAAACAACAAUAAUUUAGCGUUCUAAUCCUGCAUUUCGUAAUUUGAUUAGCAUAAUAAGAGGUAGAAAUAGCCCUCUCGAUAAUCAUCUAGAACAUCUGUUCUAAAGAUAUACUAGCACGCUACUUCAUGCAAUACAUAAUAUUUGAAAAACACUCCAAAUGCACCAUCUCCUGAUGCUUAAUCAUUAAGAAAGGUGUAAUUACUAACUAGACUUAAAAAGACUACUAUUUAAAAUUUGAGAGGUCUUAAAGAUAUCAAUAAAAAUCAUAUGUUAAAGGAGUUUAAGUAAAUAAAUAGUGAUAAGAAGCUUCCUUUUCUAAGAUAGACUUAUUCCUUAAUAAAUCUAAACCAUCUUAGUCAAAACAAUAAUAAAAUUUGA
This is a messenger RNA of Stylonychia lemnae, 2178 nucleotides long. The record is from the annotation of a GenBank genome assembly. NCBI's taxonomy places the organism in Eukaryota, Ciliophora, Spirotrichea, Sporadotrichida, Oxytrichidae.